Messenger RNA from Paramecium octaurelia, 1011 nucleotides. Lineage: Eukaryota; Ciliophora; Oligohymenophorea; Peniculida; Parameciidae. The record is from the annotation of a GenBank genome assembly.
AUGAUAGAGCCAUAUAAUCAUGAAUCUGAUAUCUUUGAUGACGAGGUUGAGCAUCCAGUUUCGUUCUGUAGCCUAAAAGCACAUUUUAAAGACGAUAUCAAAAUGAGAAUGUAAGACCACUAAUUAAAUGAGUGUGAUGUGCAAGACUUGAACUAGAAGAUGAACCAAUUAACACUCAAUAAAUGCAAUUUCAAAACAGAUAUUAGAAGACAUCAGAAGUUAGCUAAAAAAGGAUAGUAAUGUCUCAAUACUGAGAAAUAAACAUAAAACGAUUCAAAUUAGUUAUAAGCAACUCUUAAACAAAGAUAGUAGGCUAUAUAAUUAUCAUGUGCUGAUCAAAUGACUUUAAUGGAUACAGUUCCAAAAAUCAAUUUUAUAAGGGAAAUGAAAGAUAGCACUAAAUAGGAUGCAACUUUAGAUCUAAGAAUAGAUUUGAAAACUCAGAGUCACAAUGCUUUCGAUAUAAGAAAGCUAAGAAAUGGGCUUUCUCCUUCUCCAAUCAAUAGGCUAUCAGCAAAAAAUCAUUCCAAGCCUUCAUAGAGAUCUCAAGAUCAUGACUCCAAUUUAGAUUUGUCUUUCAAUUAUACUGUUCAAAUUGCAUCUUCAGGUUCUAUUAAAUAUUAGGAUAAUAAGCUUGAAUAACAAUAAUGUUAAAAAUCAACUAUUAAAUUAAAACAUAAUCAUUAAAAAGUAAAAAUAAAAACUCCGCAACAAGUUUAUUCACAAAGAUCCUCACAAUUGUCUUUACUAUAAAUUGAUAAAGAGGGUUUCAGAGGAAGAUCUUUAAGUUCUGUUUCCACUCCCAAAAGCAUAUUAAAGAAUCCCUUAUAUCAGAAUUCAGUUUUAGAUAUUGUUAACUAAAUUAAAAUUUAAGGCAGACCAUGCUUUUCUAGUUUAAAUCUAAUAGAUUCAACUCCUAAAAAAUUACAAUAAAACUUAUACUCCUCUGCUAAAAGAGUAAAAUUUUGUUUGACUAAAUAAUAAGCAAGAAGGGAAAAUAUAUAUAAUUGA